CUAGCUUUUGUCUUUUAAAAAGUGCUUUGAUUUUGUGAAUUAGAGAGUCAAUGUCGGGUCGAGGAAAGCAGGGAGGUAAAGUAAGGGCGAAGGCUAAGUCUCGUUCUUCGAGAGCUGGGCUACAGUUCCCUGUAGGUCGUGUGCACCGUCUUCUCCGCAAAGGUAACUAUGCUGAGCGGGUGGGGGCUGGCGCCCCGGUCUAUAUGGCCGCGGUGUUGGAGUAUCUGACCGCUGAAAUACUGGAGCUGGCUGGCAACGCUGCGCGAGACAACAAGAAAACCAGAAUCAUUCCCCGUCACCUGCAGCUCGCCAUCCGAAACGACGAGGAGCUCAACAAAUUGUUGGGGAAAGUCACCAUUGCUCAAGGGGGUGUUUUGCCCAACAUCCAGGCUGUGCUGCUGCCCAAGAAAACUGAGAGCCAUAAAGCGAAGAGCAAGUAAAAGUGACCGUCUACUAAAUCAACCCAAAGGCUCUUUUCAGAGCCACCCACAGUAACAGAAAAAGAGUUGAGUUCCUACACUAACCUAUUAUAUGCUUUUAAAAAACACGUUCUGAGUGUCGUAAAUCCUGGUUUACUUUUCAUUAAGUGAAAUAAUUUUUGUAGACUGAUUAGGGCGAAAACUUAAAUCACUGCCUCUUUUGUUUAUUAAAAACUUAAUACUUCUGUUCAUUCUACCGUGUUCCUAUUCUGAAUAAACCGGGGCGAAAAUUAUUCGGAUUUAUGUAUUUUCAUGAGUACUACAUUUCCGCCUAUAAUCUAACUAAAAAUCGAGAAUUAAAUUCAUAGAAAAAUUGCUGUAAAUUUUAAACACACCAGAAUAUUUAAUUUGUACGGGUAAAUGGAGUGGAUUCACUUAAUUCAAACAAACCCAAAGGCGGAAGGGAAAGAGGCGCGUCAUGGACCAAUCGUUGUAAAACGCGGUUUUUUCAAAUUAUCCAAUUGCUCAAAAGCGCGGACUUUUCAAAUUUUCCCCAAUCCCCGCAAAACAACUAUUCAUACUGCUUAACCGGU
Molecule: messenger RNA, 1012 nt
Organism: Emys orbicularis (European pond turtle)
Lineage: Eukaryota; Metazoa; Chordata; Testudines; Emydidae
Product: histone H2A.J
Exons: 1
Coding region: 51-440 (129 amino acids)
Biological process (GO): heterochromatin formation
Cellular component (GO): chromatin; nucleosome
Molecular function (GO): structural constituent of chromatin; protein heterodimerization activity; DNA binding
Source: RefSeq, a predicted model, not a curated record